Molecule: messenger RNA, 456 nt
Organism: Trichomonas vaginalis G3
Lineage: Eukaryota; Parabasalia; Trichomonadida; Trichomonadidae
Product: cupin domain-containing protein family
Exons: 1
Coding region: 1-456 (151 amino acids)
Biological process (GO): riboflavin biosynthetic process
Molecular function (GO): 5-amino-6-(5-phosphoribosylamino)uracil reductase activity
Source: RefSeq, a predicted model, not a curated record
AUGUACAUUGUUGGCAUUGAUCCUUCAGGGAAACUUCCAUGGGACAGAAAUACCAUUAAAUUCAACGAACGUCCAGAAGCUCAUGUAAUUGAAAUUUUAACAGAAAAGGCAUCUCCACAAUAUAAGAAUCUCCUUCGUCGCCUUAAAGUUUCAUACAUUAUAGCUGGCAAGGAUGACAUUGAUUGGAAAUCUGUAAUGUCAAAAUUAAAGAAAGAUUUCCACAUUAAUGUGAUUUCUGUCGAAGGUGGUGGUAUGAUUAACUGGAGUGUCUUGAAAGCUAAGAUUGUUGAUGAAGUUAGCAUACUUAUGUCUGCUGCAGCUGAUGGAACUAGAAGUAUUUCACUUUUCGAGCCAAAUCCUUAUGAAACAAAUACUGAUCCAAUGGAAUUUACAUUGAAAUCUGUGGAGAAGAUCAACUCAAAUGAAAUUUGGAUCAAAUAUAUUCCAAAAUAUUAA